AUGUCAGAUAACUUAUUCUCCAGUUGUGAUAACAUAUCGAUAACGGACUCGCUCUUUGAUGAUAAAUCGUUGACGUUUUUUACUCAAGAUGAACAGUUGGGUCUUAAGGUGCAGAUGAUAAAAUCAUGUAUUUCGCAAAAAUGCGGGUUUCUUUCUAGAUGUAUGCACUUGGGGGUUUCUCGGAAUGGGUUUGUUAACCAUAGUUUGCGGAGGCAGUUUUGGUGCCAUAUUCUUAGAAGAAGGGUGGAAUUGGAUGGGACGCUUGAUGAUAUGUUUUCUAGUGUGGGGGUGUCGAGUUUUGAGGAUGAUUAUGGAGAAGGGGCACAGCACCCUGAUGAGGCCCAGGUUGUUUUGGAUGUGAAGCGGUCUUUUGGGUUUAUUACCGAUGAGGUGCAGAAGAGCAAGCUCCGGUCUAUUUUGCAGGCUACUAUUAUUCGGUUUCUAAGGAAGUAUCCAGAACUGAGGUAUUACCAAGGUUACCAUGAUGUUGUCAGUGUUUUUGUGAUGGUGUUCCAAGUGACGCUUGAUGCCGAGCCUUGUUUUUCGCUUCUUUCUAAUCUAGAUGAUCACUUGACUACGAGUGUGAGUAGCAGCGUGAGUGACACUACGGUUUUGCCUGAGGAUAACGAUCUACAGUUCAAUCCCACGGAUGCGAUGUUUGCCGCUGUGGAGGUGUUUAGUUUGUUGUAUUUGCGUGAUUUUAUGAUGACUUCGCUAGAUUUCACCAUUGACCACUUGAAGAUCAUCCCCCAUUUGAUCCAAACUAUGGAUCCACUGCUCUACGAACAGUUGCAGUGGAAUAAGGUGGACCCCUUUUUUGCGUUGUCCUCUAUCCUCACCAUAUUCAGUCAUGAGCUCAAACCGGAUUACAAUGAGCUCUCCCCAUUAUACGAGAUUUUUGACAUGGUAAUCACCUCAGGGAGUAUGCUAGUGCCGUUGGUAAUAUACACACAACUAAUAAUCGAACAUAAAGAGCAACUACUGGAAAGUUGUGAAACCCAGGCAGAUCUUUUUGAUAACAUAACGGACUUGCUACAUGGUGUUAUCCAACAGGUAUUGCGGCUGCCACACACCACCGAACAAUGGCAUAGAGUCUUGGAAAGAAGUCGGGACUUUCUCGACUCUCAUAUCUUUGUGUCAUCAUCCGAUGAACUCAACAGCUAUUUUUGGAUAAAUCCUUACAGCGUCUUGAAAACCGUGCCUGCAAAUGAUGACCAAUAUACGUUAGAGGAAAUACAAAACAUAGUUCAACAAGAGAUAAAGGCGAACGAGCAGAGGAGAGCUGUUACUGUCUCAACCUCCACAUAUGCCAAAACCCCCACUAAUGUCUGGUGGCCCUAUGAACUAUUUGCUAAAUCUGGGCCAGUCUGGAAAUGGCCAAUUUACAUUGGAAUCCUCGCAUUAUUGUUGAAAGCUUAUACACAAAACCAACCAUCCCUAACACCUAUUGCACUUUGGCAUGCUGUCACUUCAGCUGCAUCAAUGACGGCUAACCAAGCUAUGUCCAUGUCCACCUCAUUCAGAUUCACGGGCGUGGGUGCACCAACAUUGUUUUUGGACCCUGUAAAAUCACUAUUUCAAACACACAUCUCUUAA
This is a messenger RNA of Eremothecium cymbalariae DBVPG#7215, 1596 nucleotides long. It is a transcript of the gene GYP8, whose product is annotated as GTPase-activating protein GYP8. Gene Ontology annotation, molecular function: GTPase activator activity. The transcript has a single exon. Gene Ontology annotation, cellular component: endoplasmic reticulum membrane. Bases 1 to 1596 code for a protein of 531 amino acids. Gene Ontology annotation, biological process: positive regulation of GTPase activity; endoplasmic reticulum to Golgi vesicle-mediated transport. Lineage: Eukaryota; Fungi; Ascomycota; Saccharomycetes; Saccharomycetales; Saccharomycetaceae. The record is from RefSeq and is a predicted model, not a curated record.